AUGGUUUGUCCGCAUAUGAAUCAAGUGGUUUCUAACCAAAAGCUUGGUGACGCAGUGUUGAAAGAAUGCGAAACGGUACGAUAUCUGCUUCGCCACGCAGACUUCAAGAAUAGAACUAUGAGAACCAUGAGAUGUAUGGAUUGUGGUGAAAUUAGCUGUGGAUCGACUUUCAUUUGCUUGCAAUGCGGAUUUUGCGGGUGCUGGAAUAACAACCAUUUCUUGGAUCAUUCUCAAAAAUUGGGACACAUCUUUGGGGUUAAUUCAUCAAAUGGUCUAGUGUUCUGUUUCAGAUGUGGUGAUUUCAUGGCUGAUCUGGUCGCUGAAAUUCCGGCUAGCCAAUGGGAUACUGUAAUGGAAAAGACCGAGCUACCAGCUAGCUUACACAGAGAUGGAUUACAAGGUUUGGUGAACAUGGGAUCCACCUGUUUCAUGAGUAGUAUCAUUCAAACCAUCAUACAUAAUCCAUACUUUGUCGAGGACCUGUUAUCUCAUAAGCAUUGCAACAAUUGUGACAUUAAAUCAGGAACCAAGUGCGUCUCUUGUGCAUUGGAUGAAAUUGCUUGUGACUUUUACGGGAAUGGACCUGGGACAGGGAAGUCUUCCUCCGUUAGCAAAGGCUUUGUAAACCUUUUAUCUGCAUCAUGGCAUAUCAAUCAUCAUCUUGUUGGCUCGUCACAACAGGAUGCACAUGAGUACUGGCAGUUCUUAUUGAACCAACUGCAUACGGAUCAUGCACGAGUAUUCGGAUCGUCAAAGGCCCCUGAUUGUCAAUGUAUCACGCAUCGAAUCUUCCAAGGAUAUCUUAAAAACACUUUACAGUGUUCUCAGUGUGGAUUCUCAAAGACCACAAUAGAUCCAAUCAUGGACCUUUCCUUAGAGAUCAAAAAUAACCCUAAAUUAGAAGAUUGCUUAGAUCACUUCCAAAGAGAGGAAACAUUAACCGAUUUUCACUACGAAUGCCAAAGCUGUAAACAGAACCAGGGUGUGGUGAAACAGUUAACGUUGCAUAAGGCUCCUAACGUAUUAGUUAUACAGUUGAAAAGAUUCGAACAUCAACUCAACGGUCAAAGCGCAAAAUUAAAUGAUAGAGUACAGUUUCCAUUGCAUUUAAAUCUAAAACCCCAUUUAUUCCAGAUUGAAGAUGAAUAUAUUCCUAAUAUUGCAUAUGAUCUACUAAAUGUAGUCUCCCAUCAGGGGACGGUUGAUCAAGGUCAUUAUACCACGGUGAGUAAAACUGAAGAUGGACAAUGGUUUAAAUUCAAUGAUUCUGUUGUCACUUCAGUAACGGAAGAGCAAGUAUUGGAACAACAAGCAUAUCUACUUUUCUACAUUAUUCGUUGA
Kluyveromyces lactis is the source of this 1341-nucleotide messenger RNA. RefSeq names its product ubiquitin-specific protease UBP8 (gene UBP8). Gene Ontology annotation, molecular function: zinc ion binding; cysteine-type deubiquitinase activity. The record is from RefSeq and is a predicted model, not a curated record. The coding region runs from base 1 to 1341 and encodes 446 amino acids. NCBI's taxonomy places the organism in Eukaryota, Fungi, Ascomycota, Saccharomycetes, Saccharomycetales, Saccharomycetaceae. The transcript has a single exon. Gene Ontology annotation, biological process: protein deubiquitination.